Messenger RNA from Oncorhynchus masou masou (cherry salmon), 2263 nucleotides. RefSeq names its product OCIA domain containing 1 (gene ociad1). Gene Ontology annotation, cellular component: endosome. Bases 580 to 1296 code for a protein of 238 amino acids. Lineage: Eukaryota; Metazoa; Chordata; Actinopteri; Salmoniformes; Salmonidae. The transcript has 8 exons. The record is from RefSeq and is a predicted model, not a curated record.
GCGAUCGUGUGACAGGAAGGAACCGCUAAUGGAUUUACUAACGGAGGAAGUCCAUAAUGAUUUCGGCUUUUGGGCAGGGCCGGGCCUUAAAUUUGGCAGAAGCAAUCGGACCUGUGUUGGGCAGGGCAGAGCCUGAACGUAGCGAGUGUGGCUAAAAUAAGUAUGAAUGCUCUUACUUCUGAGGAGGCAGCCUCGCAGUAAAUGCUGUACAGCCACUGCAUAUGUCGUAUUGACCAUGCAGAAUCGUUAACGCCUCAACUCGUUCAAAUUACCCAUAAAUACUCGGAUGUCAUUACAUUUCAAUGGAGACGUCCACAACGGAGUGAAUGCGCAACGCCCUCUUGCGGUUGAAUGCUCCGUCGCGAGACAGACACUGCAUACUUACAUUUUUUCUGACUUUGCCUCGUCUUCAGUUCAGCCAGUCUGCCAAAGAGCAGGGAGUUCGUUAACAAAACAGAGAAGAUAAAUGUGGUUUUCGGUGAUGGCUUCAUGGUAUAGUUAGUAACUUGUAAACAAUCACCCAUAACAAUAACCCUUCCAUUAACUGCUGUGGCAGUGUCUGUAGCUCAAGCACUCGUUAUGAAAGGAGUCCUUGCACCCUCACCACGAUUUGGUUCCCUGCCUAAAGUAGCUAUUGCUGGUCUGUUUGGGUACAUUGGCGGGAAGAUCUCUUACACAAAGAUAUGUCAGGAGAAGUUCAAAAAUCUGGAGAAUUCCCCAUUGGGUGAAGCCCUAAGACAAGGACAACGUCAUAUCCCUCAACAGUUUGCUCCUCAGAACCCAUCAGAGUUGGGAGAUCCUAACCAGGCUUUUUUUGAACAAGCCUCCCAGUCAGUGGCGGAACCUCGCACCCAAGCAGACUCCUUCAGCUACCCUAGUGACUUCUCCUAUAGUGAUCAGGAUGCGCUGUUGAGUCCUCCCCUCAGUGAGUCUGACCCCACAGGAGCUGCAGUUGAUGUCAACCAACCAGUCCCUCCUUACUUGGAUGAUGAGACUCCCAAAAAGAGACCAACCCUGUACGAGGACCUACGAAGCAGAAACCGUGAGAACUACGAGGUUACCCUGACCCAAAAGGCAGACAUUCUGCUCAAGUCCCCGGCUGAAACACCUGUUCCGAAGAGAGAUGGUGAUUCAUUCCCCACAGAGAUCUGUUGUUAUUGGGACUAUUUACAUAUGGUGCUUACAAUGGGGUUUGUAGCAAUAAUUGGCCAUGCAGGCUGCCUCACAUCCAGCCGUGAUUGGGAGUCCCAUAGGGCGGCACAGCGUUGCCCGGGUUUGGCCGGGGUAUUCAUUUGAAAAAGAACCAAUAUGGAGAUGCAUGGGACGAGUGAAGAGUCUGCUUCAGGAGCCAGUGAUCAGCUGCUGCACCAGGAGAAGAAGGCAAGAGGGCACAUGUAGUAUACACAAGACCUCUGCUUUUUAUGCAAUCAUGCUAUAGAAAUCUGAAAAACACGUUUGACGUUUCCGAAGUGAUAAAUGCAAAAUCAUAUAUUGUCAAAAGGUUAACAUGAAUAGCAGCUUUCUAGAAUUGUCCAAUGCAGUUGAAUGCAGCCAACAAGCUUACCAAUAGCUUGUGUAUCAGUGGAGGCUGCUGAGGGGAGGACUGCUCAUAAUAAUGGCUGGAAUGGAGUCAAUCGAAUGGUAUCAAACACGUCUCCAUUCCAGCCGUUAUACUUCAUUUCCAGCCAUUAUUAUGAGCCAUCCUCCUAUCAGCAUCCUUCGCUGCUAUGUUUCCAUCCCGUCAUUUUAGCAUUGUAACUGGGUCUUAUUCAAAUGUGAAUGUUCAGUAUUACCAGUGAGCUCAUACUAUUUUGAAGGUUUAUCUGUAAGUCCUAAAUUAAUAUAAUUGAAUAUGUCCAUUUGGUGUUAUCUGGACCGUAUCUGGCAUCAGAUUAUUGCGUUGAGGGUGGCAGAUCAGAUUAUAAUGCUAUAUGAUGUAAAAGCAGAAUGUUGAGGGCCUCUUUGAAGACCAUCUUAGCACAUGUGGACAUCUGAAGGUUUAGUUUGGCAGGGUGUUGACUCAGUAAUAAUUGAUAGGCCUCCUUGUUUUUUCCCAGCGGUGUCAAAAGUAACAUAAAACAAAAGCUGCGUUGACUGAGAUGUCCUCCAGGACCAAGCUUACCCAGAUUCUCUGGUCUGUUGACUUUUCAGCAAGGUGUGGUGCAGACAUAAAAAUAAAUAGCACUGUGUAACACAUAUCUCUUUCCUUCUGUUUAUGUUUUGUCAAACAACUGUGUUGAUUAUUAAAUCAUAGCCAAAUUGG